UGCAGAUCUGCGGGGCUCCCAUGUGGAGAGGAUCAGAGGGACCAACACCAACCAUGUCAGGAUCAGGGGGACCUCCCGCAAGUAGUAACCGUAGGCUUCUACAAACCCAAGCACAAGUAAAUGAGGUAGUGGAUAUCAUGCGGGUAAAUGUGGACAAGGUCCUGGAUCGAGAUCAGAAGCUGGCAGAGUUGGAUGACCGAGCAGAUGCUCUCCAAGCUGGAGCUUCCCAGUUUGAAACCAGUGCAGCCAAACUGAAGAGAAAGUACUGGUGGAGAAACUGCAAGAUGAUGAUCAUCAUGGGAGUAUUGUGCGCAAUAAUGUUCAUCAUUCUCAUCAUUUAUUUCUGCACCUGACCUCAGUGGCCCUUUCUCUCUCGUGCUCUUGUUUUUUCCAUGUUUAUAUCCUUCUUGUGUUUUCUCACCAUUCCCUGACCUUCUGCCAGCAGUAUUAUGCAAAGAUUCAAUGUGAAUGGAGGUCUAAUAGAAGAAUUAACUGGUGGGACACAGGCAAACCCAGGAACAAGCUACACAGUAGACUCCUACCUUAAUUCUUGUCAAGACCUUCUGGGCUCCCAGUUGCCAAGUGCUGGCUCUAAGAAAUCCCUGUCAUUUUAGUGUUUUUAUUUAUUACUGGUUGUACCCCAAUCAAGAUCCAGUUUGGUCAAUAUGAAUUGUGAAGGUUAAAAUUCAUGAUUUUUAUUUAGUAGGCUGGGCUCAUAUAAGGAUGGUGUUUUAGGGUGUUAGAGUUUAGGGCGAUAACUGCUUUCCAUUCAUCUGAAUGGAAGAUACUCUGUCUAUGGCAGAGACUUCUGCUGGAAGGCAGCCAGACAGGGAUUGUUUGGCAUCAUCUGAAUGGGAAACAAAUUGCAGCACUAAAGCAUUCUGUUACCAUGGUCAACAAAAGUUAUACAUGCUCAUGUGCCCAGUUCAAGGUGCAGGGUCCUAAUUACUGGGCUGUUUAUGAACUGCUACUGUAGAACAUGCAUGUAUCAGUGAUGCUGUAAAGGUAAUUAACUUGAGUUAAAUUAGCUUGUUAGCAUAGGCAUGAUAUUUUAGCUUUAUAUAGCUCUGCACAUUUGUACUGGGAAUUCAGCAAUAAUGCCACUUCUGCCAAAUAUACUUAUAUAAUGCUUGAAACAUGGAGACACCUAUGCAACACUGGCAGAAUGGCAGUCACACUACACACCAUGGCUGUCACGUAGUGGGGACUGGCAACUUACCACCCAGAACAGAAGUUACAUUGAUUCUCACCAAGCGCAUGUAACUUAAGGGUCAUAUAAAUGGUGAACAGAAAAUCCAACUCUUCCCCCCAAACUUUUAUCUUCAAGUUUUUUAGCUAGAUAUUUUGGCUCUAAGGCAAGAAGAGAGUGAAGCUAUUUCUAUUUCUGUUUUGCUAUAAGGACUCCCCAAAAGGGAGAUAUAAAAGGGUGAUGGGGAAGAAUGGCUCAGACCCAACAGAAAAGUUGCUUAGUUGGUGCCACGUCAGUAAGUCUUUAGUAUUGUAUGUGGGUGCUACCAGAACCGCCAUGGGCAAAGCUAUAUGGGUUGUCACUACAGUUGGGUCCUGGAGUCUAACUACUGCAAGAAAAGAAAAUCUUAUACACUGUGUACAGGUCACAGUGGGCUCAAGAUAAUUCAUUGUGAGCAUAAGUGUCUGGAAGUAUCCGUGGACCAAAUUUUGCACUGAGGCCUUGGUUCUGGCUUUUCAUCUGUGGGUCCAAUUGCCCUUCUGUUCAGAAAUUGAUGCAUGUCUGUAAAAUGUGUAAUGAUCUUAAUUAAAAUUUGUUGUGUGCCUAACCUGU
Messenger RNA from Xenopus tropicalis (tropical clawed frog), 1801 nucleotides. It is a transcript of the gene vamp1, whose product is annotated as vesicle associated membrane protein 1. Gene Ontology annotation, cellular component: membrane; endomembrane system; synapse. Lineage: Eukaryota; Metazoa; Chordata; Amphibia; Anura; Pipidae. The record is from RefSeq and is marked provisional. Gene Ontology annotation, biological process: vesicle-mediated transport.